AUGACUGCUGCACCUUCCGACAAUGAGCUCCUAGCUCUUCUGUCCCAACUCACAACAGCGGAGAAAGUGUUACUUCUUUCAGGAAAAAGCACUUGGGAGACUCCUGAAAUUGAGCGUCUUCAUGUUCCUUCACUUAAGGUUUCAGAUGGCCCAAAUGGCGCAAGAGGAGCCCAAUUCACGGACGGUACCACCGCAGCAUGCUUCCCAGCUUGUGUCUCCUUGGCAGCUACGUUCAACCGUAGCCUUGCUAGGCAGAUCGGCGUCGCCCUCGGAGAGGAAACCCAAACCAAAGGCGCAUAUGUCCUUCUUGGCCCGACAGUCUGCCCUCAUCGGUCACCUUUAGGGGGUCGCAAUUUCGAAUCGUUUUCCGAGGAUCCCUUUCUCACUGGAGAACUCGCCUCUGAGUAUGUUGUGGGACUGCAAAGCCAGCGUGUUGCGGCGACUGUGAAGCACUUCGCCAUCAAUGAGCAAGACACUCGGCGAUUCACCGUCAACGAGACGGUAUCAGAGCGAGCGAUGAGAGAGAUUUAUCUCCGCCCCUUCGAGAUCGUUGUCAAAAAGGCUGAUCCAUGGUGUAUCAUGACGAGCUACCCCAAAGUCAACGGUGCCUACGUCGACGACCAGACCACGUUUCUGAAAGACAUCCUCCGCGAUGAGUGGAAAUUCAAAGGGCUGGUAAUGACCGACUGGGGUGCCGCUUCGGCUGCUAUAGCGAAUGGUAUUCGAAAUGGUCUCGAUCUUGAAAUGCCGGGACCACCGCACCGGAGACAACCUGCUGUGGUACACAAGCUCAUUGAGGACGGAAAGGUUGACGUCAAAGACAUUGACGACCGUGUGCUACCUCUUCUCAAGCUCCUACGCCAGACUGGCAAAUUCACCGACAGGAGAGAACCCGUCCCGGAGCGCGCCAUCAGCCGUCCGGAGCAUGAGAAGCUUAUUCGUGAAGCUGGCGGGGAAGGCGUGGUUCUGCUGAAGAACUCUGACGGCGCUCUCCCUCUUAAGCCAUCUCAUCUCCAAAACAUCGCCGUGCUUGGGCCUCUUGCAAAACAUGCAGCUGCCCACGGAGGCGGUAGUGCAUCAUUGAACUGUCAUUACAAGAUCAGCCCUUUUGAUGCUAUCAAGUCACGCCUCCCUGAUAGUAAACUGUCAUACUCGAAGGGAGCCCACGUCUUUCGUGCAUACCCUGAUUUUGUUGCCGUAACACGAAACCGAUUGGGCAAUCCUGGCUUCGCUGCGGACUUCUAUGAAAACCUGGAUCUCACUGGAGAGCCGUUUUAUACCGAGGAGUACCCUAGAGGAAGCUUCAUGACUCUCAUGAAUGAAAAUGUUGUCACUGCAAAGUCCGCGAGACUUAGCACCGCAUACAGCCCGAACGUAAGCGGAAAGCACUACCUCAGCUUCUCGGGUAUGGGUCCUGCCCGACUUUUCAUCAAUGGCGAGUUUCAAGGCGAGAUCAAAGAAACAGCAGAGGCAAUGUCUUUCCUUCUAGGCGUACAGGAGGAGCGGCAUCUUCAGUAUGAUUUCGUUACAGGAAAGACUUACGACAUUGUCAUUGAAUCAACAAUUUCGCCAGUUCCGAACGCAGAGCUGUAUCUUGCGGAUGAUCAGAUCGCGGUACAUCUUGGAUUCGUCAGUCAACAGGAGAUGGAAGCCGAUGUACUGUCUGAAGCGGUGAGCUUCGCAAAAGACGCUGAUGUUGCCCUCAUCUUUGUCGGAAACACUCCACAAUGGGAAACCGAAGGCCAGGACAUGGCCACUAUGACCCUCCCAGCUGAUGGCUCCCAAGACAAGCUGAUCGCUGAGGUCGCCAAAGUCAACCCCAACACCAUUGUGGUUAUUACCACGGGAGUCCCAGUAGAGCUGCCAUGGCUUGAAAACGUCGCAUCUGUCGUCCAGGCUUGGUAUGGUGGGCAGGAAACUGGAAACUCAAUCCUUGAUGUGCUUCUUGGCGAAGUCAAUCCGAGCGGCAGACUUCCCAUGUCUUGGCCCAAAAAGAAUGAACACACAGCGUGCUACGGCCACUUUGGACUCGACAGCUGGGACAGCAGAGAGGUGGAGUACGUCGAGGGUGUCAACGUUGGCUACAGGCACUUCGAUUCUCAGUAUGGCACAGAGCAAGAAGUCCUGUUCCCAUUCGGUUAUGGCCUGAGCUACUCUACAUUUGAGCACUCGGCCUGCGCCUUAUCGGGCACCCUUGACGCAAACGACGAGAAUGCCAAGAUUACUGUCGCUGUCACAGUACAUAACACCAGCGACGUCGCAGGGUCUGAGGUAGUGCAAGUCUACGUGACGCCCCCGAAAUCACGGACCGGAGUCGAGAGGCCGCCGAAGGCUCUUGUCGCGUUCGAGAAGAUCCAUUUGAAUCCUGGUGCACAGAAAGAUAUUCAAUUGACUUUCAAACAAGAUGGCGCUGCGUUCUGGUCCGAGGCUAGGAAACUGUGGGAAGUAGAGGCGGGUGAGCAUGAGGUGCAUGUCUCGACAAGCUCCUCCCCACAAGAUAUCAAGUCAACGCUGGUGUUGGGUAUUACAAAAGGCUUCACAUUCCAUCCUUGA
Colletotrichum gloeosporioides is the source of this 2553-nucleotide messenger RNA. RefSeq names its product Beta-glucosidase B. Gene Ontology annotation, molecular function: beta-glucosidase activity. The transcript has 5 exons. The coding region runs from base 1 to 2553 and encodes 850 amino acids. The record is from RefSeq and is a predicted model, not a curated record. NCBI's taxonomy places the organism in Eukaryota, Fungi, Ascomycota, Sordariomycetes, Glomerellales, Glomerellaceae. Gene Ontology annotation, biological process: glucan catabolic process.